Messenger RNA from Ostreococcus lucimarinus CCE9901, 700 nucleotides. RefSeq lists its product with no specific name. The record is from RefSeq and is a predicted model, not a curated record. The coding region runs from base 1 to 618 and encodes 205 amino acids. Gene Ontology annotation, molecular function: GTPase activity; GTP binding. The transcript is spliced from 2 exons. NCBI's taxonomy places the organism in Eukaryota, Viridiplantae, Chlorophyta, Mamiellophyceae, Mamiellales, Bathycoccaceae.
AUGAGCGCGACGCGCGCCGGGGUGACGCCGCUGCCGAAGUAUAAGCUCGUGUUCUUAGGGGAUCAAUCCGUGGGGAAGACGUCGAUCAUCUCGCGAUUCAUGUACGACAAGUUCGACAACUCGUACCAGGCGACGAUCGGGAUCGACUUUUUGUCCAAGACGAUGUAUCUGGAGGAUCGCACGGUGCGGUUGCAGUUGUGGGACACGGCUGGACAGGAGCGGUUCCGGUCGCUCAUACCGUCGUACAUCAGGGAUAGCUCGGUGGCGGUGAUCGUGUACGACGUGAGCUCGCGGGCGAGCUUCGUGAACAGUGCGAAGUGGAUAUCGGAGGUGAAGGCGGAACGCGGAGGCGACGUGAUAAUCGCGUUGGUGGGGAACAAGACGGAUUUGGACGGACGCGAGGUGAGCGCGGCGGAAGGCGAGGCGAAAGCGAAAGAAGAGGGCGUGAUGUUCAUCGAGACGAGCGCCAAGGCGGGAUUUAACGUCAAGGUGUUGUUUCGCAAAAUCGCGGCGGCGUUGCCGGGGAUGGAGACGCCGAGCACCAAGGCGGACGAGGACUUGGUCGAGGUAAAACUUACGGGACAAGCGCAGCAAUCGGCGAAAUCGUCGUGUUGUUAGCCAAUCGCGGCAUCGGUAGUCCGGUAUUAGGAACCUAGAACUCGAACGGGCUUUGCCGAAUACAUUACUUCGCUACCAAACA